AUGGAAAGGUCGCGAGAGGCGGCAGCAGAAGGCCCCACAGCGGAAGAACUGACCGAGCUGGCGGCCGAAAAUCUGCGGCAAAGAGUUUUGGGGCUUUUGAGGGACGGAAAAGACUGUGCCUUUCAGCGAGUGGAAGAACUUUCUCUUUAUUUCUGCAUCAAGAUUGACCGGGCUAUUUUCAAAGCGGUCGAAAAAGCGAAAAAGAAACUCAAGGACUUCAUUGCCGCCACCGCGAGAACGAGAGAACACAAAACAGCAGCAGCAGCAGCAGAAGAGGAGGACCUCGCGGCCUUCCUGGAGGCCUCCCCGCCCGGCGGGGAGGGGGGGGCCCCCGAGAGCCCCGAGGCCUCUCCCGAGGGCCCGCAGGAGGGGGGGGCCCCCGGGGGGGCCCCUGGAGGGGCCCCCGGGGCGCCUGGGGCUCCCGGAGGGUCUGUGAGGCUGCGAGUCACCACCGAAGGAGAUGGGCCCCUGUCCGCCGAAGCAGCAGCACGGGGGGCCCGAGGGUACCAGGCCUACUUGGCGUCUGCUGCAGCAGCAGAGGGGGGCCCCCCUGCUGCAGGAGAGGGCCCUUCGACUUCGAGGGAGGCCCCGGGGGCCUCCCCGCCUGCGAAGCGGCGGCGGAUGUCGCUGGGGGCCCUUGUAGCAGGGAAAAUCUCCCUGCUAAGGUGUCACAGUCGAUAA
This is a messenger RNA of Eimeria tenella, 681 nucleotides long. RefSeq lists its product as uncharacterized. The coding region runs from base 1 to 681 and encodes 226 amino acids. The transcript has 6 exons. Lineage: Eukaryota; Apicomplexa; Conoidasida; Eucoccidiorida; Eimeriidae. The record is from RefSeq and is a predicted model, not a curated record.